UUGCAUACUGUUCACGAUGAUGAGCUAUUUCUGUCACAAAAGUGUCAAUAGGGCCGAUUCCUAGCGUUUCUCAAGUCAAAUUUUGGCAGCGCAAAGUAACUGAACAUACCGGGAGGUGAUCAUAGUAUGAAACGCCUCUCCAUGACGAGCCGCUAAAUAUCGCUACCCCGGAUCAACUGUCGAUUACUAGGACAAGGACUAGAGGCGUGCACGUCCCGUUAUAUUUAGCAAACGUCCUGAUAUGUUCUAUUGCAAUAUUCGAUGAGGUUUCAUCUAUUUUCAGCGCAGCCUCCAGAUCGAAAAGCACGGAAUGGAACGACUAUCAGUUCUAUUGAAACGGCAUUGUCUGAUAUAGCAUUGCUCAUAAAAGAAGCUUGUGCCUAUUACAGUAUGACUGCUAUGCUAUAGCAAAUCCGGAGUCAACAACCUUCUACUUUCAAGUCUUCAGGUACUCAACCCGCCUUCGACUCUCACGGUUUGCCUCAGUGAUGAUGAAGUACACUCUCAGUAGAGAGAACGUUCUAUCUGAACUCGGGAAAGACGAAAACCUACGCCGAGUGAAACAAUCUGUUUUCCAUGGAGCAAGCGAACUACCUCCAGCAGCAGGAAGAUACCUCUUGCAGAAAGUGCCAGUUGUUCAGUGGCUUCCCAAAUAUUCGCCCCGCUGGCUCAUCAAUGACCUUAUUGCGGGGUUGACAGUGGGCGUGAUCUUGGUCCCCCAGGCUCUAGCAUAUGCAAAAAUUGCAGGAAUACCUCUCCAAGAUGGUCUACUCGCUUCCUGGCUGCCUUCAGCUUUGUACUUCAUCAUGGGCACAUCCAAAGAUAUCAAUACUGGACCAACUUCGAUCAUUGGUCUCCUCACAGCACAAAUAAUCAAACAAGUCUCAGUAGAUGGGUACACGCCAACAGCAAUUGCGGUGGCAAUAGCCUUCUCCGUGGGAAUCUAUUGUUUGGUGAUGGGGCUUUUGAAACUCGGCUUCUUUCUCGAAUUCGUUUCUCUUCCUGUUCUCACGGGAUUCAUUUCGGCGGCAGCUAUCACUAUCAUCCUCGGUCAGGUGCCCGCAAUAUUCGGAGAAACUGUUGGCACUGGAGUUGCCAAUCAAAUCCACGACAUCUUCGCGAAACUUCCGACAACAAAGCCGAUCACAUUUGCCGUCGGCAUUUCCGGCAUAUUACUACUAUGCAUUAUGCAGUACGCUGGGCAGAGGUGGGGCAAGCAAUCGAAGGUAGUCUGGAUUAUGUCGAUUAGUAGAAAUGCUAUCACGAUAUUGCUGUUCACGAUCAUCAGCUUCUUUGUCAACAAAGAUAUCAAGACUCCAAUCUUUGAUCUCACUGGGAAGAUUCCUUCCGGCUUGAUACCUCCGAAAAGUCCCGACCUAGCUCUUGUUGGCAAAGUCUUCCAGUCCAGUCUUGCGGUGUUCAUCGCUGCUGCUCUCGAACACAUCGCGAUUGCCAAGUCAUUUGGUCGGAAGAAUCACUAUACCAUCGACCAAAGUCAAGAACUUACCUUUCUUGGUGUGAUCAACGUCCUGAACAGCUUCUUCGGCGGAAUGGCGGUCGGUGGAGCAGCAUCACGCACGGCGGUGAACUCCGAGUCUGGUGUUAAAUCCCCAUUGAGCGGACUUUUCACAAGUGGAGCUGUUUUGCUUUCUGUCUACUUCCUGACAGGUGCGUUGUUCUGGAUCCCAAAGGCGACUCUGUCCGCCGUCAUCAUCGUCGCUGUGUGGCAAAUUGUCGUCCCUGUGUCGGUCUUCAUAUCGUAUUGGAAAGUUAGCUUUGCGGACUUUGUAGCUUCUCAAAUCGCUUUCUGGGUCACUCUUUUCGUCUCUGCUGAGGAAGGUAUUGAGACUGCAACCGCUUUCAUGGUUGCUUAUACUCUCCUCUCCACUAUAUUCUCAAAAGCACAGACAGUACAAAAAGAUACUUUCGCCCAGCAUUACCCUUCUUCCUCGAACGGGGACAGGGUUGAUGAGCUUCCUGCAGGCACUGCCCUCGUGAAGAUUUCGCACCCCAUCAUAUUCCUCAACGCAUCUCGUGCGAAGAGCAAUAUCCUGGAUGCCGUCCAAACAUAUCAUUCUGGUGCGCCUUCAGGAUUUGAUUCGCAGUCCAAAAAUCCUGACAGAUUAUGGAACGAGCUAGGAGCUCAACAUACUGCACUUCUGAGACGGAAGGCAGAAAUUCCAGUCAAUGAAGCAGAAUAUCUGCCUCGAGUCACUGUUCUCGUUCUUGAUCUACAAGGUGUCAUGUACCUCGAUAUGUCCGGCAUUCAGGCUCUGAAAGACAUGCAGACUGAGCUGAAAGCCUAUGCUGGAGGCGAUAUCGAGAUACGCUUUGCCGGACUGAGAGAGAAUCUGGUUGGGAAGCUUCAAAGAGGAGGCUGGCAGCUCGUUGAAGAGCAUGAAGCUAGUGACAGCUGGUCCAGAGAACGAAGUGUUGUACUGUAUGGGACUGUGAGAGAUGCUAUCCUGGCACGUGAGCGAGUGCCCUGCGGAGAAAAGGAGGAAAUGAGGUUGGAGCAUGAGAAUAUGGUGUAGGCUGCUCCGUGACUUGCUCAUUCAUUCUCUCACUGACAGAGACUGGGAUUGAGUCAGUGUCUUUUCUUCUGUCGUUCGUGCUGCUUGCCUGCUAUUGAGUUUCAUUU
This is a messenger RNA of Mollisia scopiformis, 2641 nucleotides long. Its product is annotated as SulP family sulfate permease. The transcript has 2 exons. NCBI's taxonomy places the organism in Eukaryota, Fungi, Ascomycota, Leotiomycetes, Helotiales, Mollisiaceae. Gene Ontology annotation, molecular function: sulfate transmembrane transporter activity. The record is from RefSeq and is a predicted model, not a curated record. Gene Ontology annotation, biological process: transmembrane transport. Gene Ontology annotation, cellular component: membrane. Bases 489 to 2534 code for a protein of 681 amino acids.